AUUUUACUUCUCAUUACACUUGUGCUACUUUGGAGCAAAUUAUGGGGACUGUGCUUCCGAGAGUAAACAGCUGAGAGUGAAGGUGGAAGAGGAUAUUCCAAGAGAGCAGAAGUCCAUCCUUCUAGAAAAGUCUGCUCUGAGGCCCCUUGAGCUACUGUUUCAGAACAGAGACCAGAUACUGACAUCAAGAAGCAGAUCCCGGAGUAGUUCCUGAGCAUUCCACCUGGGAAGAUCAGGACUUGGUUAAGUCACCGCAUCUGGGGAGCAGUGAGCAAGAGCUGACUAUGAGGGAUCUGAUCCAAGCGCUUGAAGAGAAGAGUGAGAGCUAUCAAAGGAUUGCUGGCUUGCCUUUGCAGGACUCCACCCUUCCACAAGUGGAAAGCACAGACAAGGAGGAUAUGGUUCCUGGGCUCCUGCUCUCCAAGCAGGAAUCAGUGACAUUCGAGGAUGUGGCAGUGGACUUCACCCAAGAGGAGUGGAAGCAGUUAGAUCAUGCUCAGAAGGACUUGUACAGAGAUGUGAUGCUGGAAAACUAUACGAACCUGAUCUCUUUGGGCCAUCAGGUUUCCAAACCAGAUGUGAUAUCUAAGUUGCAACAAGGAGAAGAGCCCUGGAUAGUGGGGAGAGAAAUCCCAAGAGGCACCUGCCCAGACUGGAAGACUAGUCCUGGAAUCAAGAAAUCAACUAUAAAGCAAGAAGAAGAAUUAACCCAGGAAGCAACAAUGGAAAGAUUCACAAGAGAUGGUCUUUGGUUUUCCAAGUUAGAAAAAUCCUUUGAAUGGGAUAAUCAGUUAGGGUGGCAUAAGGGAAUCCAGGAGAAACAACUGAGGCAGAUGACCAUCAGCCACAAGAAACCUUUCACUGGGAAUAUAGGCCCUGAGUGUAACGAAUUUGGAGUCAGCUUUAGCCUGAGCUCAAUCCUUAUUACAAAACAGAGAGUUCAUAUAGGAGACCAUAAACUUCGUAAAGAAGGAAAGAUCUUCAAACAUAAUUUAGAUUCAAUUAAACAUCAGAGAAUACAUGCAGGGAAGAAACAACACUAUGAAUGUAAUGAAUGUGAGAAAGCUUUUAGUCGACAUGAGCAACUUAUUCAGCAUCAGAAAAUUCAUGUUGUGGAGAAACCAUAUGAAUGUAAUGAAUGUGGGAAAGCCUUCAGCCGGAGUACAAACCUUGUUCAGCAUCAGAGAAUUCAUACUGGAGAGAAACCAUAUGGAUGUAAUCAAUGUGGCAAAGCUUUCAGCCAGCGUGCACACCUUCUUCAGCAUCACAGUACUCACACUGGAGAGAAACCUUAUGAAUGUAUUGUGUGUGGGAAAACCUUCAGCCAGAAUACACAUCUUAGUCAGCAUCGGAGAAUUCAUACUGGAGAGAAACCCUAUGACUGUAAUGAGUGUGGGAAAGCCUUCCGUCAUCUUUCUUCCCUAACCCAGCAUCAGAGAAUUCAUACAGGAGAGAAGCCUUAUAAUUGUAAUCAAUGUGAGAAAACUUUUAGGCGAUGUACAGAGCUUACUCAACAUCUUAGAAUUCAUUCUGGAAAUAAGCCCUAUGAAUGCAUUGAAUGUGGGAAAGCCUUCAGCCGGAGUACACACCUUAACCAACACCAGAGAGUUCAUACUGGAGAGAAACCCUAUGAAUGCAAUGAAUGUGGGAGAACCUUCAGCAGUAGGUCAUCCAUUGCUCAGCAUCAGAGAAUUCAUACUGGAGAGAAACCCUAUGAAUGCAAUGAAUGUGGAAAAUCAUUCACCCGAAGUACAAUACUUGCACAACACCAAAGAAUUCAUUCUGGAGAGAAACCAUAUAAAUGUAAGCAAUGUGGGAAAUCAUUCACUGACAAGUCAUCAAUUUUUCAGCAUCAGAAAGUACAUGCUAGAGAGAAGCCCUAUGAAUGUCAUGAAUGUGGGAAAUGCUUCAGUCAGAUUUCAUACCUUAUUCAACAUCAGAGAAUUCAUACAGGAGAGAAACCCUAUGAAUGUAAUUAUUGUGGAAAGGCCUUUGGCAAUAGAUCAUCCAUUAUACAACAUCAAAGAAUUCAUACUGGAGAAAAGCCUUAUGAAUGUAGUGAAUGUGGGAAAUGCUUUAAUCAGAUUUCAUACCUUACUCAACACCAGAGAAUUCACACUGGAGAAAAACCUUAUAAAUGUAAUGAAUGUGGGAAAGCCUUCAGGUGGAGUACACACCUUACUCGACAUCAAAAAACUCAUGUGGAAGGGAAACUUCAUAAAUAUAAUUAACAAGUAUUCAUUAAGCACCUACUUAAAUGGAAAUUUUAUGUUUGUAGGAAGAUACAAGUAUUA
Trichosurus vulpecula (common brushtail) is the source of this 2294-nucleotide messenger RNA. RefSeq names its product zinc finger protein 883-like. The record is from RefSeq and is a predicted model, not a curated record. Gene Ontology annotation, molecular function: RNA polymerase II cis-regulatory region sequence-specific DNA binding; DNA-binding transcription factor activity. Lineage: Eukaryota; Metazoa; Chordata; Mammalia; Diprotodontia; Phalangeridae. Bases 285 to 2231 code for a protein of 648 amino acids. Gene Ontology annotation, biological process: regulation of transcription by RNA polymerase II. The transcript is spliced from 6 exons.